AUGCUUAGCAGAUUUUCUGAUGUUCUACAAACCGCUGCGGAUGUACUAGCGCCGCCAGCGACUAGGUUAGAAGAUUUUCAAUACCACUGGAAGAUGAUCAUCCACUUUUAUCAGAAUUACGAUGAUAAUAGUAAGGUGCACAUUGAAGAUACUAGAAUACCUCAUCAUUUACAUCAGAUGUUACAGCUCAUAGUAGAGGAGGAAAAGGAGCAGCAAGGUGGUACAGUAGGUCCUUGUUUGGAAGCUAUAGUGCAAAGGUCAGUUUGUUUGUUGGACGCCUUAACGGCUCUUGCGGCCGCUGAUAGGCCUCCAGGGGCGAGGUCCCUGGCACUGACCACUGGAACUGCACUUUUAAGGCGAACGCGUCAACCAUGCGUCAACAGCGCACAUGUAUAUAGGCCUUUGCAGAGAAUGUUAAUACAGUGCAAUGAAAAUCCAGCCUCGCCCACAGAAAAGGAGGAAGUUGAACUCCUCCUAACUCUAUGCGGUCUGGUUAGGAAAGAGCCUGGUCUUGCCAAUAUAUUCACUACACCGUUCGUAGAAGAAAAAUCUAGUCUGUUAAGCAUACCUGAGGAUAUACAGCGGCUAAUACCGUUAAAAAGCAAAGUCCAAACUCCAAAGAAGAAUCCCCUAUUCGAGGUGGAAAUGGCACCAAAUCCAAUGAGAAACAUUUCUUUAGUCCGGACUAACUCGAAGGAAGAUAAUGGAGCUAUCACAACGUCAAAUAGCUCAGUUGCAGAUGACAAUGUAUCUUGUAAAAGUCAGAAAACUGUGUAUGAAGACAAUGAUAAAUUCUUAUUGAUUGAUUUGUUACUGUCUUACUUAAAUAGUGCUGAUAAUCAAGUAGUGUUGCGGGCUUGUGAAGGUAUAAUGAUUGUAUCAUCCCUACCGGAGGACGACAUUGCUAAUCUUGUGACGAGCUGCAGCCCUGUUUGCGAGACCAUUAUAGAAAAACUGGCCGAAAAGUAUAAGAGUGUUCCUUUAGAUGUCGACCCUAACGACGUUGACCAUUUGAAUAUCACAUGGGCGUAUGUUGCACAGGAUUUUGGCGACAAAGGCUACAAUAGAUUUCACGGCUACCGGGAGCUCACUAGUUUCUUCUCCUGGCUGGACUACUGUGAUACGUUGAUGAAGGAAUGUCACCCAGCGAUCGCGUCGCAUCUCUCCAGAACAUUCAGAGCGCAGUUCCUGGAAGCGGCUGGCGAGCUAGCACUAGGAAGCGCCCGUAGUGCCACCUUGGCCGCCGCGUUACUUGCGAAAUGUCUCAGAGUUGUCGACUCUCAGGAGCUCAUAAACGAAUUCUCAAAUUGGCUGGUGGGUGACGGAGAAAUGUCAGAAUGGCCACUUCUACUGGUUUUAAUCAACAACUGCCUCAGCGAUGACCAUGAUCUCACGCUAGAGACCCUACGGUUUUUUGAAACAAUCGUUGAAAAAGGAACAGAGCAUAGUAUAAACAGGCUGGUACUGUCGCGUGUGUGCUCUAGGGGCUACUACUCACAACAACCUGUCUUAGAAGAGGACGAAAGAGACAGACUUAAUGAUGUUUCGCUGUGGCGGGAAAGAGAGAGGAAUCGCGAGGCGAUGAAGCAGCUGCAACACGAGGAUCACGUUACCGAACAGAUCAACGACAUCCUGCAACACGAGGGUCUGGAGACCAAGGAGCAGCCCGACACAGAGAACAUACACAGAAUCAUAAAUAGUUUUCUCCUACUGCUGCCGCGCGCCGUACUCUCGGAUCCCGUGGGUUCUGACUACGAGCACUAUAUACACGACGCGCAACGUCACUAUCAGCUCUGGCUAGAUGUUACAUCAAAUUUUAGUUGGCCAUCCGACCAGAACUGCGGCGAUAACACUGCAAGCUCCACGCAUAGCUACGACAGUAGACCAGAGGCUGAUAUACACAUGAACGAGGAGUUUCAACCAUUGCAUCAGACUAUGGACCAUAAGGAUACCUGGAUCAAAGACCAUUACCCUAUGGACGAUAAUAAUCAUUUCUCGCAGAAACUAGUCUUAAGAACUCGGGAUGUAAAUACCACAGCCGUGGAAGAGGAGUUCGAUGAAGGUCCCUUCUUCAGAAUGCUGUUCAAGUUGCUGUCGAAUAUGCCUUAUCAGCCCUAUCAAGUCAAUUUGCACCUUACAGCUAUAAUCUCAAAGUUAGCUUUGAUCCCGCACCCGUAUCUGCACGAAUAUCUUUUAAAUCCAAUGUUGCCAACGUCCAAAAAGACACCGACACUUUUUAAAAUACUUCAAGAUGUCGCGAGGAGGUUGACGAUGGAAAUACCGAGGAUAAAGAAUUAUAAAAAGGUGAUUGAGAGCACUAGGCUUCAGCUGAUGAGUGAGGACCCCAGUUAUGACGACAGAGGUGACCAUAACCAGCUGGUGGAGAGCCUGAUCGUUUUAGAAGAGUUCUGCAAGGAACUUGCUGCUAUCGCAUUUGUAAAAUAUCAGCAUGGGAUGCAUAUGCACGGAUAA
Messenger RNA from Parnassius mnemosyne (clouded apollo), 2472 nucleotides. The record is from the annotation of a GenBank genome assembly. Lineage: Eukaryota; Metazoa; Arthropoda; Insecta; Lepidoptera; Papilionidae.